UAAUCCGCUCCCCGAGAACGAGCGCGGGGUCGCGUCUUUUCAAAAGGGCACUUUGGUAAAUUUCACGUUGAUAGGGAAGAUGCAGAUAUCGAAACCAGAGUUCUAAAACCUCAAAGCUCCGCUGCAGUGCGUUGCUGGAGAGGGAGAUGGAAGAAGUUGCGCAGGAUAUGGAAACCAGGAUAUCGUGCGCCAUGCGCGCACGCAUCAGAGAUUUCAAGGACCAGGAGGAUUCAUUGACUCUUGAAACCGUUAGAAGGUCAUUAGAAAAGGACAUGGGAUUGAAGAAAUUUACAUUGGAUGCCCAUAAGAGAUUCAUCAAGCAAUGCUUGCAUGAGUGCUUCUGUGAAAUUGAUGAUGAGAACGUCUCAACGUACAUGGGGAAGAAUUCAGAGCAAGUCGUUGAUUCAGUGGAAACUGAAGGGGACAAAUCUGAAAAAAUUCUAAGUGAAGACAUAAUUAAGAAGGCUAUUAAAAAGAGAGCUUCUUAUUUCAGAGAUAAUUCUGAGACAAUUACUUUGUCAGGAGCUCGUCGACUUUUGGAGGAAGAUCUCAAGCUUGAGAAAAAUGCUCUUGAUGCCCAUAAAAGUUUCAUAAGCAAGCAGCUUGAUGAGGUUCUGCAAUCUCCUGAGGUUGUUGAAUCCAUGAAUGGGGAUAAGAAAAAAGGUCCAAAGAAAGCCUCUGACAGCAAAGUUAGAGGUGGAAGUAGCAAGCGCUUUAGAAAAGUCAGUGGAGGACAUGGCAGUUCAGAUUCCUCAGAUGUAAGUUCUACUGGUGAGGAGGGUAUUGAGGAACAACGGGUCAAAGAAAAAACGCAAGCUGUGAAAAAAGUAGCAGCAAGGAAUAAUGAAGGACAGAAAAAGCGCAAAGAUGUAAGUUCUAGUUGUGAGGAGGGUAUUGAGGAACAACGGGUCAAACAAAAAACGCAAGCUGUGAAAAAAGUAGCAGCAAGGAAUAAUGAAGGACAGAAAAAGCGCAAAAGAUCUACAGAAGAAAGAAAGCCAUCUCGUAAUGAGAAGAACAAACGAGUGAAGUUGGCAGUAGAGAAAGGCAGCAAUACUGACGGAGGUGGACAUUCCUCUGAAGAUGGUAAAUCUAAAUCAUCUGCUGAAGAGCCUGUCAAGAAGAAAAGAGAAACUUCCACUCAGGUUUAUGGAAAACGCGUGGAACAGCUAAAGUCAAUUAUCAAAGCCUGCAGGAUGAGUAUCCCCCCAUCAGUUUACAAGAGGGCCAAGCAGGCUCCUGAGAAUAAACGUGAGGCACAUUUGAUGAAGGAGUUGGAGGAGAUUCUUGGGAAGGAGGGGUUGUCUUCAAAUCCUUCCGAAAAAGAAAUCAAAGAAGUCAAGAAGCAGAAGGAAAGAGCAAAGCUGGGCAUUGACGUGAGUAACAUUGUCUCAAGUUCUCGCCGAAGGUCCACAUCCAAUUUCAUUAUUCCUCCCCCACAACCCAGGUUGGCAGUUGAAAAAAAUGAUGGUGGUGGUGCUGGUGAUGAUGAUGGUGAUGAGGAAGAUACUGAUGACAAAGAGAGUGAAAGCGAAGGCGCGAGUGAAGAAAUCAAAGAUGUCAAGAAGCAGAAGAAAAGAGCAAAGCUGGGCAUUGACAUGAGUAACAUUGUCUCAAGUUCUCGCCGAAGGUCCACAUCCAACUUCAUUAUUCCUCCCCCAAAGCCCAGGUUGGCAGUUGCAAAAAAUGGUGGUGUUGGUGGUGGUGGUGGUGGUGAUGAUGACAAGGAAGAUACUAAUGAUGAAGAGAGUGAAAGUGAGGGCGUGUGUGAAGGAAUUACGUUGCAUGCAGGAGAUUCUUCAACUUCUGCCCAAGGAAGCAACUCAAGGAAGAAAGUUGAAUUCAAUCAAGUUGGGCAGCUGGUUGGAGAAAAUGCAGUUUCAUUCUCCACAUUUAUAGGGCGGCUGACCAGGGCACAUUGUCCAAUUAGAUACGCUGAUUGGCGCAGUGUACCUGAUUCAGAUAAGGAUAAUUUAUGGUCUAUGGUUAGGGAUACAUAUGAGAUCGAUGAGAAGUACAAAGAGAAGGUCCUUCAGAAAGUAAACAAAUCAUUGAGGAACUGGAAGUGGGAAUUGAGAAGGCAUUAUGAUAAGUUUGAUCAAGAUGCCGAGGGAAGAAGAAAUUGUCCCAAAGGUGUGAAGCAAGAAGAGUGGGAGUGUUUCAUUGAUGUAGAGUCCUCGGAACAAUCAAUCAGUCGUCGUGAAAAUGGAAAGGCUUCCAGAAAAGAGAUGAAACACCCUCACACGACUGGUAGACGAGGAGCUGCUAGGACGGCAGAGAAAAUGCUAAUGGAAAAUCCAAAUGCUAUCAUCACCAGAACAGACUUGUAUGUGGCCACUCAUACCAGAUCCGACGGGUCUUACCCUACGCCAGAGCUAAGUAUCACAAUGGAAAGAAUAAAAUCGAUAAUUGCCAGUGAUCCUGCUAGUACACAAAGGGAUUUAGACCACGACCCAGUUGCACAGGUUUGUGGUCGUGAUAGCAGAGGACUUGUAAGGGGCAUGGGUGAGGGUAUUUCUAAGACCACUAUUAUGGCUUCCACUCCCUACAUGGUAGAAGCUCGAACUGAGAGGAAUGCACAUAUGUUCCUUGAGUCCAAAAUGGAAACUACAAUGGUUGAAAUGAUAAAGAGAUUAGACGAGGAAAAGGCAUUACGAAUGAGCAUGGAGCAACAGUUGGCUGACAUUAGGCAGCAGAUUGCUUUUCAAGGUCAACAAGUGCACUGCUCCCCCGACACUAAUGCAUCUCAGGCCUACCAUCAAUCCGGUGAUGCCUCGAGUCUUCGAGAAGACUCGGCCCCAACUCCACGGACGAUACAGAUUUGCCGUUUGCUAAGUGGGCGACUGAUGAGAGAUAAUAUAGGCAUCUAAACUAGACUCUGUCAGGGUCAUCUAUUGGGAUUCCUACUGCGGAGUUGUUUGGUGAUGACAUGAUAUUUGGAGAUGUGAUGUUGGGUGAAAUUCUAGUUUGGCCUGGAGUGUUGAUGGAAACUUGAUUAUUCAGUGGUUUUGUUUAUUAUUAUUUUUUCUUCUAGACCAGGCUUUUUGUCUUUUAUAUGAUUCAUUAAUCGGUUAAGGAUCCUUGGAUUAUUAAGUUGUGUUUUUUAAUUGCAGGCAAUGCUUCUUUGUUUCA
Magnolia sinica is the source of this 3132-nucleotide messenger RNA. RefSeq lists its product as uncharacterized. Gene Ontology annotation, cellular component: nucleus. Lineage: Eukaryota; Viridiplantae; Streptophyta; Magnoliopsida; Magnoliales; Magnoliaceae. The coding region runs from base 147 to 2870 and encodes 907 amino acids. The record is from RefSeq and is a predicted model, not a curated record. The transcript has 15 exons.